Dicentrarchus labrax (European seabass) is the source of this 5312-nucleotide messenger RNA. RefSeq names its product coiled-coil domain containing 18 (gene ccdc18). The record is from RefSeq and is a predicted model, not a curated record. The transcript is spliced from 26 exons. The coding region runs from base 557 to 4987 and encodes 1476 amino acids. Lineage: Eukaryota; Metazoa; Chordata; Actinopteri; Moronidae.
AAUUGUUCGGCUCCUUUACCUUUUACUAGAUCUACACUGGGAAACCUGGAAAGUAUUGUUUAACUAUAAGUCCCACAUACGUGUUUUUUAUGCUUUGGUAGCGCCAAAUCGACAAAAUUAAUAUUUAAUUUAAAGCGGAUUUUAAUUAGCUUUUUCUGUGAAGACAACGGUAAUGUUAACGUGAACGAGCUAACGUUAGCCACCUGUUGAUACAGCGAGGAGCAUCUUUGUUUACAUUUAGCGAGCGUAGCUAUGCUUGCUAGUAUGCGGUGCUCUACUAUAGGCACAUAUGUUUAAAACAUAACGUUGUAUUGAAAAUAGUUUUUUUUUUAUUCCUUUCCAAACAUUCACACAUGUUGGAAAUGUUGCUUGAGCCAACCUCAGCAAGGCAAAACAAGUGGUUGAUAAACCUAGCUGAAGGUGAUGUACUUCUCAUUAGUCUAGCUAAUGUUUGAGAACGAGAAGAGUUUAACCUUACUUGUGGUCAGUUUGAGUAAUCUGCUUCGAUUGACGGAUCUCAGCCUGCAAAGUGUGGGACAGAAACUGAGAUUAUUAUAUGUACACCUUCUACGGUGAGUCAGAAGGACAUGAUGACAGGGUUGAGUAUGAGCAGACGGGUCCUGAUCGCCUGACCAUACAAGACCUGCAGAGACCUGAUGGUCCUCCAUCCCUGUCGGGCUGUGUUUGUCAGGAGAGGCCUCUCAGUGGGACGGCUGAGAGACGCGCUGUUGCUGGUAGUUUAAGUCCACCCUCUUCCAACUGUGGGUCCGCCUCAGCCAAAGCCAGGUCAGUAGAGAUGGAGUCGGUUUCUUCAAGGAAGAAGGUGGGCUCUGUGCGUCAAGAGAACGCCUGUCUGACCAUACAGGAUGAGCAGCUCAUCAGGGACCUUGAUGCUAUGCAGUAUGAGCUGGCCACUUUCAAAUCGCAGGCCAGCUUCAGGGGCCCAAAGGUUGGAGUUAAAAACAAUGUAGCAGUCAUGAGUGAGCAGAUUCGUCAGCUUCAAGCAGAGCUGGAGGCUCAAGCCAAAGGCACUAAAGUAACCUUGGCAGCAGAACUGAGGGCAGAGUGUAGCCAGGAAGCAGCAGCUCACAGUGAGAUUGUUGUGGCGGCUCUCAGUGAGCAGCUGAGCACACUCAGAGAAGAUCUGGACACCAAGACAGCACUAGGCAAACGGGCGGAGCAACAAAGGAACCAAGCACUUCAAAAUGCAGAGAAACUCAAAGAAGCCUUCAAAGAUUAUAAGGCUACCAUUUCCAUUAAACUUAACAGGGUGAUGGAGAGUGAGAGCAGACUAAAAGAGAGUCUUAUUGAGUGUGACAGAGAAAAAGAGGAGUUGGAAUUGAAGUGCACUGUGCUGGAGAGAGAUAAGGAAGAACAGAGCCAAACAAUUAGCCAGCUGAAGGAGGAGGUGAGGCAGGCCAAAUCUGCAGCUACUGGCCUCCAAGCUCAGCUGGAGGAGACCACACAAACGGCCUUACAUAUGGAACGGCAGCUUAUGGAGCGGGGAGCAGAAUGCAGGGAGCUGGACUCUCUGCGCAAAAAGCUGGAAGAUGUCCGAACUCUGACCCAGAACCAGGAGCAGAGGGUGGCCCAGAGUAACAGAGAGGCUCAACAGAGCCAGGCGGAGCUGGCCAGCCUGGAGGCCAUACUGGCCCUGCUGCAUCUACGAGAGGGUGCUGUGGGGCAGCUGUGUGUCAGGCCCUGCAUGCUACCCCAUAUGGACCUUUCAGGAACAGCACACCUACUGAAGCUAAAGCCAGGUGAAGGCUACCAACAGCUGCUGCGAGUGCUUCAGUCGAUCGAGGCUCAGCAGACCAAACAGAACAGCCUGGUGGAGCGACUGCAGGAACGACUGACCAGAGCCCAGGAGGAGAUCUCUUCCCUGCAGAGCUCCAUGGCCCAGAGAGCCUCCCACUACCAGAGCCUCCACACAGAGCUGCUGGACAAAGUCAGCCAAGCCACUGACACAGAAAAAGAGUUGAAAAGAAAAGUUGCACGUGUGGCUUCGCUGGAGAAACAGUUACAGGAGAAAACCUCAGCCUACAGCCGUUCUGCACUGACAAACACUGAGCUGGAGAAUCAGCUACUGGAGAAUAACAGCACCAUUCAGCAUUACCAGUCACUGUUGACCAAAAAGCAAAGAGAGUACCAGCAGUCUUUGGAGAAGUGUAAAAAAUCUCAGUCUCAGCAAUUCACAGAGCAACAGCACAGAAUAGAAAUGUUGCAGUUGUCUUUGGAGGAGGCUCAGUCUCAGCUGUUGGAGAUGGAGCAGGAGCUGAGCUCACUCCAGAGGGAGCGAGACGAGGCUCAGAAAGAGGCUCUCCUGCUGCAGAACUCUGUGGACCAACUCACAGAGCAAAAGCAGGAUGAAGCAAGACACAGUGAGGAGUUGCUGCAGAGUUUCAAAGAGCAGGCGGCGCAGUCUGCCACCAAGGUGUGUGAACUGCAGUCGUCUCUGUCAGCGUGCAGAGAGGAGCUGAACGUGUACCUGCAGCAGAUUGAGGAGGUAGAGAAGAACUAUCAGAGCGAGCUGCAGAAGAAGAAUGACCAAGUGUCCUCUCUGCAGGAGAAGCUCCACAGUGCCACCCUGGUCGGUCAGAGCUCCAGCGAGCAGAACUUACAGCUGCAGCUUUCUCUCCAUCAGCAGCAGACAAUGCUGACUGAGAGCACUGCUCACAUCUCUGAACUGGAGGAGAGUCAGAGCCAGCUGCAGACACGGGUAUCCAGUCUGGAGCAGGAGCUGGAACGCACCCGGGCCUCUCUGCAGGAUGAGGUAAGGAACAGAGAGCAGGACGUUCAGGAGAAAGACAAGGACCUGCAGAAGUUAAAGCAGCAGAACACACAACUCUCUGAGUCUGUCAGCCAUCUGACAUCAGAGAUGACAAAGUGUCGAAUGGAGCUGGUGUCUAAAGAGUCGGAGCUGCAGCGUCUGAGGAGGGAGGUUGCCGUCAAGACUGCUCAGAUCAGCCGCAUGGAGGCAAGCCUGCAACACUUGAAGAGCCAGCUCGACAGCAAGACUGACAUGGUGGUGGAUCUGGAAGAGACGCUCCAUCGCUGUGAAGCCGACAAGCUCAACUGCGUCCAGCAGGUCCAGAUCAUGGAGAAACAGCUUCAGGCGGUGCGGGGAGAGUUGUCUGACACUCUGGAGCAACUACAGAAACUGAGAGAUGUUCUGCAAAGAACCCAGACCAUCGCAGACGAACGGCAAGCCUCGGUGGAAAAACUGAAUGUUCAACUUAGUGAGACCCAGAGGGAGUUGGAGGAGAGAACUCACGAGGUCUUAGACAUGGACAAUGCAUUGAAGGAAAGACAGGAGGAGCUCCAACAGAGAGCGACUCUGCUGGGCCAGCUGGAAGUGGCCAUCAGAGAGCACAAGCAGGAGAUGGAGAGGAAGGUGGAGUCUCUGCAGCAGAGCCUGGAAGCCAGAGAGAGAGAGCUGAGAGACACACAGAGGGAGCUCACAGACAAAAACAUGAAGGAGUCGCAGGAGCUCGGCCAGCAGCUGCGUGCCUGUCAGCAGAAACUCCAGACUGUACUGCAAGAGCUUGAAGAAACUCAAUGUCGCUGUGAGGCUCUGACCAGAGAGCUGGACGCCACCAAGCAGCACACCAAAGAGAAGGAGGUCCAGCUGUGUGACAUGGAGGAGGAGCUGGCUCUGAAGGAGGCGUGCUGGCUGCAGUUGGAGGCUGAGCUGCAGAGCACGGUCACCUCUUUAGAGCAGGAGCUGGAGCUGGAGAGGGAGCAGCACAGCAAGGAGCUGGAGUCCCUGCAGCAGACUCGAGGCCAGCUCCUCAAAGUCUCUGAGCAGAUCUCCUCCACCAUGCGCUCUUCCCAGGAGCAGCUCGCUGCUAAACUUCAGCAGAGCCAGAACCAGCUUGAGCAGGCUAUGGCACAGCUGGACCAAACUAAGACUGAGCUGGAUCGCACCCGGAAACAAGUCGGUCACCUGCAAACGCAGAGACACCAGACUCAGACCCAGCUCCUUCAGAGUAAAACCCAGCUGGAGCAAAGCAGGAAUCUGUAUGAGCAGACCAAAGCCCAGAACAGCCACCUGCAUACUCAGCUGGAACAGCUCAGUGCCCAGUUAAAUGAAGCCAGAGUUCAGGCCACCCAGCUCCAGACUCAGCUCCAGGCCUCUGAGAAGUCCAUGGAGACCUCCAACGAGUCCCUGCUCAUCAAGGAGUCUGAGGUGACCCGUCUCCAAGCCAGGAUCUCCAGUCUGGAGCGAGCUGCUGACCGCCAGCAUCUGUACAAUCACACACUCUCCCUCCCUGCUCAGCAACAGUUCACACACUCCCCAGAGCGCUACUCCUCCGCCCACUCCCCUCCUUCGUCCCCCAAUAAACCUCAGACAGCUAUCCCCUCUUCUGACCACGCUCACUCAACUCACCUCCUCUCCCCAACACACACACGAGCUUGCUCAUCACCCCCUGCUCACACAUACUAUCAGCCCACCUCAGCCCCUCAGCUGUCAAACCAAACCGAGAGUCAAAGAACGUGCGAUUGGGUGCAGAGCAGCAGUAUCCACUCCUCCCUGGACCUCCCUCUGAGCCUCAAAGUCACACUAAGGGAGGCCUUGAGCAAGCAGCCUUGGGAGUCCUCCUCCCCCUCCAUCUCCUCUUUCUCGGACACAGUGGACGACUGCUGGCAGGGCCUCAGCUCCAUGGAGGCCACAGCAACCUCUGAUCUUUCCUUCAACCCCCUCACAUACAUGGUGGACAAGGAAAAUGGCAGAACCCUCAACAUGGAAGCUACCUCGAUGCAGGAGGGAGACGAUGAGCGGAUGAGUGAGUCGAGGAGGGAGUCUGUGUGCACCCUGGUAGGUCACGAGGAGGAGGAGGAGGUGGAUAUGAGUUCACUCACAGGGAUGCUGAGGUUUGUUAAUCAGACGUUAGCCAUGCAAGAGGACCCUUCCUUAUGGAGCACCACAGGGCUAUCGGACACCAGACGUAGCCUCCCACUCCAGGGGGACGUCAAGGAGACAUGAAGUUGUGUUGCCAAGGAGACGUGAGAGAGGAGAAGAGCCAUUUACAUUGGUGUCAUCCCUGUGUGUCACUCCACAUGUAAUUGUACAUUCAUUAACAUCCCUCAUUAGGUCCGUCCCUUUGGUGUGUUUGUUAUUGAAAUCAAGCUGUAUUGUCUGUCAAGGAAAAGAGAAAAAAUCAGUCUAGAUGAUCAUUACUGUCUGUAGAUCAUCUACUGUGAUGUUGUCUCGUAGUAUAAAUGUAGCAUGUGUUCAUCUUUUCCUAACUAAUAUUUAUAUAUUUUUACACAAUUUCAAAGUGAAUAAAAUAUGUUUUUUUAUACAAGUA